GAGUAAAAAGAAUUGAUAACCGGAAAGAUUUGGUCAGGUAUCCGAAAUUAGCCGAAAUUGUUCGCACCAUUAAAGCCAUUUGUCGCCAUUACGAAAUGCCAAUGCCCGAAGUCGGAAUUUAUCCUUCCCGGGAAAUUAAUGCCUUUGCUACUGGUCGCCCAAGAGAUAGUUUAAUUGCCAUUUCUACUGGUUUAAUCAAAAAUUUUACUGACGAGGAAAUUAAAGGAGUUUUAGCCCACGAAAUUUCUCAUUUAAUGCACAAAGAUUUAAGAUUUAUUUUGUUGGUUCAAGGCUUUUGUGAUUUAGUAGUUAUUGCUUUAAGCACGCUUGCUUUUGCCCUUGCAGCUGCUCCGCGUAAAGACGAAGAGGAAACCACUAUGAUUGUUUGUUUAACUAUCCGUAAAAGAGAACUGAAAGCUGACCGGAAAGGAGCGGAAAUUAUUGGCACUGACCGAAUGAUUGCCACUUUACAGAAAUUACUGGCUUUGGAAAAAAAAGAAGAAUCCUUGGAUGACUUUCUACCCGAGGAAAAAACCGAAGAAGACGAUUUGGAAUUUGAGGAAUUCAAAAAACAAUCCAAUGAUUACCAAAAAGAGCCUAAUUCUAUUUCUCUUUUAAAAAUUAGCACCGGCCAGAAAAAGAAAGAAGUUAAAGAAAUCAAGGAAGAAAUUCACAAAUUUAAGCCUGACAAAGACUAUUCUUAUACUGCUAAAACUACGAAAGGUGAUGAAGAACUAGAAGAACACGAAAGAAAAAUGGCUAAACAUGCUCGAAUAAUGAAAGAGCAUGAAAAAAAGGUGAGAGAACAUGAAAAAAUUAUUAAAAAACUUAAUAAAUUUGGCAAAAAAACCGUGUUAGAGGAAAACAAAGUUAGCAAAAACCCAACCGAAUAUGAAAAAACCUGUCCUAAUUGUCUAAAUAAAAAUGAUUACAAAGUUCAACCAGAUAGAAUUCAAUUGCCUUGCGGACAAGCAAAACCAGAAAAGAAAAUUGCUUCCUUGGGGAAAAUAAUGGGCACUUUUUGCCGAGAAUUUAACGAAAAAACGAAAGGGGCGGAGAGCGGAAAAAUAGUUAAUGUGAAAAUUAAAGUUUUUGCUGACGGAACUUAUGAAUUCGAGGUUAAAGGCAAAAUAACUUCUGACUUAAUUAAAAAGGUCGCCGGGGAGAAAAAAAUAAUUAGCCAAGCAGAAUUAAAAAAAAUCGCCGAAAUGCAAUUACCUUACUUAAAUACAGAAGAUUUAGCAAAAGCCCAAAAAACCAUUGCGGGAACAGCCAAGAGUGCUGUAAAUUUCACCCUUGCUAAAUCACAAAAGAGAGAAAGGGACGAAAAAAAUGAUUAUAUGAAUAUCUACCAAAAAAUUUUUGCUAUUCAGCAAGACCCCAAAAUGGCCAAACUAGUAAGGACUGAAUUGAAUAAAUUUCAAAACUACCGCUAUUUCACUGAAUCACAAAUACUAGCUAAAUUAAGACCUUUGUUGAAAGAACAAGGACUGAUUUUAUUAUUUAGUGAUAACAAAGAGCAAGGGUUCGCUCACGAAAAAACCGAAAAAGAACACGUGGUAAAGUAUAUUAAAAAAGUAGAAAUAAUUGACAUUGCCAAGCCCGAGAAUAGAAUAACCGAGGAAUUUUGA
Messenger RNA from Entrophospora sp. SA101, 1631 nucleotides. The record is from the annotation of a GenBank genome assembly. Lineage: Eukaryota; Fungi; Glomeromycota; Glomeromycetes; Entrophosporales; Entrophosporaceae.